AUGACAGGCGAUGCGAAACGUGAAAUAGAAUUUUCUUUCAUACCCGGGAUGACAGCAGUUUUUCGUGCUACCGGGAUCAAGUUAAUGCGAGUUGGUUGCAGCGUAUUUGAGCCUGAAGCGACAAGAACUUCCAAGACCUCAACAUGCGAUAAAUUUGAUCCUGUGGACUUGAUUUAA
This is a messenger RNA of Plasmopara halstedii, 177 nucleotides long. RefSeq lists its product as uncharacterized. NCBI's taxonomy places the organism in Eukaryota, Oomycota, Peronosporomycetes, Peronosporales, Peronosporaceae. The record is from RefSeq and is a predicted model, not a curated record. Bases 1 to 177 code for a protein of 58 amino acids. The transcript is spliced from 2 exons.